UCAUCUUUAAUUGAAUUAAGACUUCAAAUUCUUUUACUUUUUUUAAAUAUAAAUCUUAUAAAAUAUGAUUUGGAAUCAACUAUUUUCAAAAUGUUAUCUGUGUGAGUUUCAUCCCCUUUAUUUACAUUAUGUGUUAUAUUAGAAAAUCUCAGUUAUUGAAGAUUCACAAAUUGUAUUAUCUCCUCAUCCAAUCCCCAGUUCCAGUGAGGUGUUUACUUUGUAUGAUGAGCAAAUCUCCAAUAUUGAAGAUUCACAAAUUGUAUUAUCUUCUCAUCCAAUCCCCAGUUCCAGUGAGGCGCUUACUUUGCAUGAUGAGGAUGACAAAUAUUUUGAUAAAUUUCAUAAUUGCUGUAGGCCCUUGUCAGCCAUGUACAAAUAAAUUUCAAUAUCCUGUUACUAACAAGAGGAGCAUGAAUAUAACCUAUUAUAGAAAGGUUAAUAUAGAUGGUUCCCUCAACCCCAGAAAUUGGCUAUCUUAUAGCACUACUUUAGACAAAGUCUUUUGUCUAUAUUGUAUUAUGUUUGGUGGCCCUAAGUCCAAUACUUUUUGGACUAAACAUGGGGUAAAUAAUUGGAAAAACAUAAAGCGUGACUUAGAGAGACACGAAGCAUCUUCUCUUCAUAAAGAUUGUGAAUAUGCAAACAUGACUUGGCUUGCAAAUAAACGCAUUCAAGAUCAUUUGCUAUCAAAUAAGCUUGAUAUAAUCAUGGAAAAUCGUAAUAUAGUUCAUAAUAUUAUCAAUGCCAUUAUGUACCUUAUAAAAUGUAAUAUAGCCUUUUGGGGUUCUAAUUCGAAUGAAGGUAAUUUUAUGUGUCUCAUAAAAUUAAUGGCAAAAACGGUUCCAACUUUACGUGCAUACAUGGAUAACAACGAAAAAUUGCGGAGAAAAAAAUCAGAUAAAAUUUCGAGACCUUAUAUAAAUUUACUGUCAUAUGGCCACGUGAAAAAAAUAACUGAAAUUAUUAAGAUAAAAAUAACAAAAAGCAUUAUUCAAACAAUUAAAGAGAAUCGUGCCUAUAGCAUCAUAUUAGAUGGAACAUAUGAUGUGUCUAAAAAAGAAUGCAUAGCUUUGCUUGUACGGUAUAUAGAAGAUGAUCUGCAUCCACAUCCUGUAGAAAGGAUCAUACAUGUUUUUACAACAUCAGAAACCACUGGGGAAAAUAUAAAGAAACAUGUUUUUUCUAAGUUUAAUGAUCUUGGUCUUCCUCUUGAUUAUUUGGUUGGACAAAGUAUGGAUGGUGCAGGGAAUAUGAGAGGAGUAUACAAAGGAAUGCAGGCUUUAAUAUUGAAAGAGGCUCCAAAAGCCAUCUAUAUUUGGUGCCAUGCACAUCGGCUAAAUUUAGUAGUUGCUCAUGUUUGUGGAUGCAAAAUUGAAAUGAAAAAGGCAAUGGGAAUAUUAGAUGAGUUAUAUAAUUUUAUGAAUGGAGUUAGACGUCAAGGUGUGUUUGUUAAAUAUCAAAUGAGAAAGUCCAAGAAAUCUCUUAAAAGAAUUAAAAACACAACAAGAAAUUGGUCAUCAUCCUACAAAUCUGUAGAAAUCUUUUUAGAUGUUUAUGAACAUAUUUUAGCAUCAUUAGUUGAAUUAAAAGAUUCUAAUGACCCAAGCACCUCUUCCAUUGCCGAUGGAAAUAUUGAAAUGUACACAUGAGGCUUGUAUUGAAAUGCAGGCAGUUGGUAAUGAUUUGGCUUUGGUAACCAAAUU
Messenger RNA from Gordionus sp. m RMFG-2023, 1703 nucleotides. Its product is annotated as zinc finger MYM-type protein 1-like. The transcript is spliced from 7 exons. Lineage: Eukaryota; Metazoa; Nematomorpha; Gordioida; Chordodea; Parachordodidae. The record is from RefSeq and is a predicted model, not a curated record. The coding region runs from base 129 to 1649 and encodes 506 amino acids.